Molecule: messenger RNA, 4983 nt
Organism: Nasonia vitripennis (jewel wasp)
Lineage: Eukaryota; Metazoa; Arthropoda; Insecta; Hymenoptera; Pteromalidae
Gene: FBXO11
Product: F-box protein 11
Exons: 9
Coding region: 783-3668 (961 amino acids)
Biological process (GO): protein ubiquitination; ubiquitin-dependent protein catabolic process; regulation of apoptotic process
Molecular function (GO): zinc ion binding; protein binding
Source: RefSeq, a predicted model, not a curated record
GCCUCUCUCUCUCUCUCUCUCUCGCUCGAUCUCCCUCUUUCUCACGCAACGCAAGCAGCGCGGAGCGGCCAGCCAGGCAGUCGAGUAGCGGCAGGCGCAGACACGCCAGUUGGAAAGCCAGCCUUGUGUGCGUGUGUACGUCGCUGUAGCAUAGCAGCGGCAGCAGCAGCGAGUUGCGGAGAGAGAAGCGGAGGCGUAUCGGAGGCCUGAAGACAAGCGCUGCAGAGCCAGAGAGAGAGAGAGAGAGAGAGAGAGAGAGAGAGUAGUAUAGGGCCUGCAUCAGUGUAUAGGGGCAGCAGCGUCAAUGAGAGCCGCCACCGCUGCUUGUGUAUAAAACGCGAGUCGAGCUCUCGCGAGAGAAAGAGAUAGAGCGAGUAUAGUCAGGCAGCUCGCACAGAGCACGAGAAGAUGGCCGCUGCUCGCGAUCGACUCGCUGCUGCUGGAACGUAGUGUGUCGCCAUUGUGUGUGCGUGUGCGGUGUGUCGUCGCGGGCGUAGUGCGCGAGCGGAGUGUGCCCGAGGACACCCCCGAGGAGAGAGUGUGCAGUGUGUUGGACAAAACCUCGACGACGACGCCCACGAACAGUUAUCCGUCGCCGCCGAGCGUCUCGCGACUGCUCGCUGUAGCCUGCGCUACGACGACGACGACGACGACGACGACGACGCACCUGGUGAAUACCGCGUCCCGGACGCCGCUGCCGACACUGCUGAGCUGAUCAAGCGGCAGCAGCUCUAGCUCCGGUCUUCUCCCCGUCAGCUCUGCGCACCCGCACGCGAGCCAGGAUGCCGAGCGCAUCGUUCACCUCCUCGAGGAGCUACGUCAGGAGGUCGAGGAGGAAAGGAGCCAACAGGAUUCCCUUGCCCUCGAGGACGAGUUCGGCUGAGCCAUGUGACUUGCCGUGUGUUAGAUCAAACGAGAUACCCCAAGGCGGAGGUAUCGGAGGUGGAGGCAGAGGCUCCCCUAGCGUAUCAGGGGUUGCUGCGCCGUCACCUUCUCCAUCACACUCGCACUCAUCCCCUUAUGACCUCCGGCGAAAAAGCCCACCACAUCCAGAUCCAGCACCUGGCACAAGCUCAGCAUUACCUCCAUCCGGUGGUAGCAGUAUUUCAGCUGCACUGGGUUCAUCAUCCCUUCCAGCCAGAAAACGGCCUAGAAGGACUUGUUCUUUAUCCACGGAUGGAACAACCACGAACACCGCGGCGCACUACCUACAGUAUGAGCUGCCCGACGAAGUUCUCCUCACGAUAUUCAAUUACCUAGUGGAGCAGGAUUUAUGCAGGGUAUCACAGGUCUGCAAGCGCUUCCAGGUUAUAGCCAACGACACAGAGCUAUGGAAGUCGCUGUAUCAGCAGGUCUACGAGUACGAUCUGCCACUCUUUAAUCCUGGACCUUGCAAGUUUGAAUUUAUUUCUCCGGACGAAUCGGAGUAUCCGAACCCGUGGAAGGAGAGUUUCAGGCAACUGUACCGAGGUGUUCAUGUGCGACUUGGCUUCCAGGAUGUCAAACAAAAAGGCAGGAACUUGCCAUACUUUAACACCAUCCAGACCGCCUUGGACUACCUCGAUGAGUUUCGUAAUAGUAGUAGCUCGUCGCCGAGCAGUAACACAAGCUUGAACACGACCGGACAGGGUAACUGCUGUAGCGGCACUGGAGGCGGUGGAGGAGGAGGAGGAGGUGGAGGUGGUGGUGGAGGAAACGGAAACAAUUCCUCGCAGAACAAUGCCGAUGAAACGCCCCAGCACCUUGUGUUCCUGCAUGCGGGCACGUACCGCGGAGAGUUUCUCGUGGUUGACAGUGACGUUGCGCUGAUAGGCGCGGCACCUGGUAAUGUCGCUGAGUCCGUGAUCCUUGAAAGGGAAAGUGAGUCUACGGUGACGUUUGUCGAGGGUGCCAAGCGAGCCUACGCCGGCCAUCUCACUCUCAAAUUCAGCCCCGAUGCCCAGAGCACGGUUACGCACCACAAGCACUACUGCCUCGAAGUCGGCGAGAACUGCAGCCCCACGAUUGAUCACUGCAUCAUAAGGAGCUCCAGUGUUGUUGGUGCAGCAGUGUGCGUAUCUGGACUAGGCGCGAAUCCGAUCGUAAAGAACUGCGACAUCUCGGACUGCGAAAACGUUGGCUUAUACGUAACCGACUAUGCGCAGGGCACCUACGAAGAUAACGAAAUCUCGCGCAACGCCCUUGCUGGCAUCUGGGUGAAGAACUACGCCAAUCCGAUAAUGCGGCGGAAUCACAUUCACCAUGGACGCGACGUUGGUAUCUUCACCUUCGACAACGGCCUUGGCUACUUUGAGGCCAAUGACAUUCACAACAAUAGAAUUGCUGGCUUCGAGGUUAAGGCUGGUGCGAACCCUACGGUCGUUCAUUGCGAGAUCCAUCAUGGUCAGACGGGUGGCAUAUACGUACAUGAGACGGGCAUGGGCCAGUUCAUCGAUAACAAGAUACACUCCAACAAUUUCGCUGGCGUGUGGAUUACCUCGAACUCUAAUCCUACGAUUCGCAGAAACGAGAUUUACAAUGGUCACCAGGGUGGUGUCUACAUUUUCGGCGAAGGCAGAGGAUUGAUCGAACACAAUGACAUCUACGGCAAUGCGCUUGCCGGCAUACAGAUCAGAACCAACUCUGAUCCAAUCGUUCGACACAACAAGAUUCACCAUGGACAACACGGCGGUAUCUAUGUGCACGAGAAGGGUCAGGGUUUGAUCGAGGAGAACGAAGUGUUCGCUAACACGUUGGCCGGUGUCUGGAUCACUACGGGCUCAACGCCCGUGCUGCGGCGAAAUAGGAUUCACAGUGGCAAGCAGGUCGGCGUUUAUUUUUACGACAACGGUCAUGGAAAGCUGGAGGACAACGAUAUUUUUAAUCACCUAUACUCGGGAGUACAAAUAAGGACUGGAAGCAACCCCGUCAUCAGAGGCAACAAGAUAUGGGGAGGCCAAAACGGUGGUGUUUUAGUUUAUAAUAGCGGUUUAGGUUUACUCGAACAAAAUGAAAUUUUUGAUAACGCAAUGGCUGGAGUUUGGAUAAAAACUGACAGCAAUCCCACCCUAAAGCGAAAUAAGAUAUUUGAUGGUCGUGAUGGAGGUAUCUGCAUAUUCAAUGGUGGCAAAGGUGUUUUAGAAGAAAAUGAUAUAUUUAGGAACGCGCAAGCUGGGGUGCUUAUAUCGACGCAGUCGCAUCCGGUGCUAAGAAGAAAUCGAAUUUUCGACGGUCUGGCAGCGGGUGUCGAAAUAACGAACAAUGCCACUGCCACUCUAGAAUUUAAUCAAAUCUUUCACAAUAGAUUUGGUGGGUUGUGUUUAGCGAGCGGUGUGCAACCUACAACGCGAGGUAACAAAAUUUUCGAUAAUCAAGAUGCGGUUGAGAAAGCAGUAGGCAAUGGACAGUGCCUAUACAAAAUAUCAUCUUAUACGUCAUUUCCAAUGCACGACUUUUAUCGCUGUCAAACGUGUAACACCACCGAUCGAAAUGCUAUUUGCGUCAAUUGUAUAAAAACUUGUCACGCUGGUCAUGAUGUGGAAUUCAUCCGACAUGAUAGAUUCUUCUGCGACUGUGGAGCAGGAACUCUUAGCAACCAGUGUCAGCUGCAGGGCGAGCCGACGCAAGAUACGGACACGCUCUACGAUAGCGCCGCCCCAAUGGAGUCGCACACGCUUAUGGUCAACUAGGAUCUAACUUAAAAGAAAAUCUCACCUUUCUGCCCUCUCUCGCGAGAGACACCGCGCGUAAGUCCGUCGCGUUAUUAAACAAUUAAAUUAAAACAAAGUAAUUAAGAUGGCGCCGCGCGCUAUUGCAGGGCUUUUCGCCAACUUCCCGAGUGUACCGCGGCGUCCAAAGGCGCUCAAGCGUGUUCACGCAGAUCGAAGGGCUCUGCGAUUCGCGCGAUAAAAGACGGAGAGCUAUUAUGUAUAAAUAGUGAAAGCGCGUAUGUAAGAAUUAAAAAAAAGAUAGUUAAACGAAAAUAAUGGUAUAAAUGCAAGAAAGAAGAGUAUGAAGCGUAGUUAAAACGUAGUCUCUUUAUAAAAAAAGGUGAACUAAUCAAAUUAUUAACGAGAUAUGAGGAGAGAUCCGGUCGUUGAGCGUGCGUGCGCAUUCGCGUAUACGAUUAUAGCGACAUCUUCUUCUUGGCCGCGAAAUCUCCAGAACGAUUGCGAAGAUAAAUGGGAUUUAGAGUGAUGAUAACGACGACUUUAAUGUGUACAGACUCAAUGUAUUCGUUGUACAAUUGCAACCGAUCGAUUAUUUUAAGGUUUAAUAAUUACGAUAAUGGCAAUUCGAUCCUCUUAUUCAAAGAUAUGCUGAAACGUUUUAGUACGUGGCAUGGAUUUCAAACGCGAACAGUAGCGCGAGAAAAAAUGUGUGUUGAUCGUUACACACUUUCACAACUAGCGGGUGCCACCUAUGUAAAUUUGUGUAUAAGAUAAUGCAAAAGAAAAUGAACUUGAUUAAGUAAAAGUGAAUCGUACGAUAACAGACCUCUUUUUCAUGUGACUUAGAGUGAUCACUGAAAUAAUAAGAUUAAUUUCAGUUCAAAAAAGGAAAAUUGCACGCUAUUCAGAUUGUAACAAAAAAAAAAAAAAAAAGAUCAAGAAUUUUUAAUUCGAAGUCUAUGAACGUCGAUCUCGAAUAAACUUGCGGCAUGGGAAAAGUCGUUGAAAAUUUUGAAAACCCUAAAAUGUGAUAUACGUACUCUUUAUAACCGGGAACGAUAUUCAGAAAAUCAAAACACGUUGAAUGCUAUGUCGAUAUUACUGAAGUACAACGGGUUGUUUUCCUUUUCAUUGAAGAGAAAAUUCGAUGUUUUUCCUAACAGAUAUCACGGUUUCUCGGUUCUAUCCUAUAGCGUCAUGAUAAAUUGUGAUGGUCCUAAGCUGCCUAAAAGGGCAAAGUGCAUAAUAAUAUGAUGGUGACAAGGUGAAUGUAAUGAAUAAUGAUAAAUAUUAAAGGUAUAUUGUCGCAAUAUACGCACGGCGGUCUUUACCA